Hymenoscyphus albidus is the source of this 1200-nucleotide messenger RNA. The record is from the annotation of a GenBank genome assembly. Lineage: Eukaryota; Fungi; Ascomycota; Leotiomycetes; Helotiales; Helotiaceae.
CGAACUUUGGAGGAAAAACCCCAGAGUUUAGGGAGGAAAUCUGGGCGAUACCUAUAUUAGGGUAAUGAAGCAUAUAAUAGUUCACCUGUUUGUCAUUCUCAAAGAGAUCAGGUGCGCGCCGUAGGUACGACGCCUGGAAAAGAAUAAUUUGGAAAUUUCAAUGUGCGAUGGUUCAAUGGCCCGUGCUGACGCCAAGGAGUUAGCGAGCCCUACUUUCUCAAGAUUUGAGCCUACGAACUUCUGAACCUCAUUUCUACGACACAAACGACCAUAUCCAGUCGCAACAAUGGUACGCUAUUCGGCAAAUGAGAUCCAUCCCACAAAGAGCGCUCGCUCGAGGGGGGCCUACCUCCGAGUGUCAUUCAAGAACACUGUACGUUUGAAUCUGCGUCUGCCGAGAUGGGAACGCCUCAAAAUUGGAUUGAGAAAAUACUGAUGACGGGUGGAAUUAGCGCGAGACCGCACAAGCAAUCAACGGAUGGAAGCUGCAACGCGCUGUUGCCUUCCUUGAGCAUGUUAAGGAGAAGAAGGAGGCUGUUCCUAUGAGACGUUAUGCCGGUGGAACUGGACGAGCUGCACAGGGUACGAUUCACGACACCACAUAGAUUGGGGGAAAUAUGGUCGCAGAGGCAGAGGCUAAUGGGGGUUAAUUGCAGGCAAACAAUUCGGUGUCUCCCGCGCCAGAUGGCCAGUCAAGUCCGCCGAGUUCCUUUUGGGUCUCCUCAAGAACGCCGAAGCCAACGCAGAUACCAAGGGCCUCGAUACCGGUAACUUGAUCGUCAAGCACAUCCAAGUCAACCAAGCACCAAAGCAACGCCGACGAACAUACCGUGCCCACGGUCGUGUAAGGACAUCCGAUCACGAAGGUUAGAAGGAAUUGUUCGCUGACAAGCUUUUAGAUCAACCCAUACAUGUCCAACCCAUGCCACAUCGAGUUGAUUUUGACUGAGGGAGAGGAGGUUGUUCAGAAGUCCGAGGCUGUUGAGGGUCGUGAGCCAGCACACUUGAGCUCAAGACAACGUGGUGCUCGUCAACGCGCUGCUAUCACUGCUGCAUAAAUGGUUGUUUUUUAUGGGUUGGGGCGCGAAUGGGUUUCCUGAUCACGGACGGUGUCAAAUUGAAGACGCUUCUCUACGGGAUGAUUUGUACUUCGGUAGCUUAUUUUGCGGGACACCAAGGAGAAAAAUGAUUCAUUAAAGC